Messenger RNA from Spirodela intermedia, 4401 nucleotides. Lineage: Eukaryota; Viridiplantae; Streptophyta; Magnoliopsida; Alismatales; Araceae. The record is from the annotation of a GenBank genome assembly.
AUGGGAGGAUUGUCGGAAGGCCAGGAGGAGGAGGGCAUCCGGCUGACGGUGGCGGAGACGCGGUGGGUGGACGGAAGCGAGGUGGAUUCGGCGUCGCCACCGUCGUAUCUCGUCGGAGAUGGAGAGGAGGAUUCGGAUCUCUGGGAGAGAAGCGAAGGGGAGAGGAUGCCCCUACGAAGGCGGCUCAUCAGGAAGGUUAAGAGAGCUGACUCGUUCGACAAGGAGGCGAUGGGCAUAGGCGACGAUCACAAGUACCGACAGAAGGUUUGAUGGUUAAUUUGAAGUCUGAGAGCUUGCUUCCUGUCCCGCAUGCCGAAUUUUCGACGUUGCCCAAGUGUUUUUAGGUUCGACUGAUCGUAUAAGGCUUUAGGCAUCCAAAUCCUUGGGUAAUUUUUCUUCUUGCAGAUUUCUCAGAGGAAGAUUUUAGAUCCGUCUCAACCGGUCUUAUUUUUCCAUAAGUUUAUGUACAUUCCAUUAUGGUUUAUUUUUUCUUGAUUUGCAUUCUUCAACUGGAAAUUUAAUGACAGAUUUUUAUGACAUAUUGACUGCAAAAUUUACUCAUAUAUUUAAAAAAAUGGAAUCAGGGAAAUUUUGGUCUUCUGAAUUUUAUUUAUUUAUUGAGAUCUUCAAUUUCUGCAUUGAAAGAUAUAUAAUAUCAAAUUAUAAUAUAGGGUUCGCUACAGGCUUAUUUUUUCUCAUUUCACUGUGGGUUUCUCCUUGUUAAGAAUAUAUAUUUUUAGGCAGGAACUCCCAUACCCAUUUACAUAAAAGGAGACGGAGAACAUGAAAUCGAUACUCGUGUGAACAUUUUUCUCUACUUCAUUUUAUUUUAUUAAAGUAUAUCUAUAUUCACUUCAUCUGGGCUUUAAUGGUGGAUUUUUUGUGCUGAGAUGUCACAGAUCGUGCCAAAUAUUCUGAUAAUGACAGACGUAUCAAAACUGAAUGACACUUUGCACUCUUUUAUUUAUCAACAUUCGUAGUUAAAAUAAACUAUAAUCUUUCAUGAUCAGUUCCUUCUGUCUGUUCUUUAACAUGAAUAAUGGGUCUCAGGAUCUAUCUGUCUGGGAGACGCUGGCCAUGGCUUUUCAAACUCUUGGCGUGGUCUAUGGAGAUUUGGGCACAAGUCCUUUGUAUGUCUUUGGCGAUGUGUUCAGAAAGGUGCCAAUAACCUCUGAAGUUGACGUUUUGGGUGCUCUAUCACUGGUUAUGUACACCAUAGCCCUCAUCCCCUUUGCCAAAUAUGUUCUUAUAGUGCUUAAGGCUAAUAACAAUGGAGAAGGUAUAGCUGCUGGGCUGCCCACUUGUUCUUACUUUGCCCAUCCAUCCACUUUUUCCUGAAUAUAUUGAGAUGGAGAUGGGGAGAGAACAUGCUUUAGAUUCUAAUCAUCUUUCUUGAUCGCAGGUGGUACAUUUGCCUUGUAUUCGCUGAUAUGCAGGUAUGCUAACGUUCAUCUGCUUCCUAAUCGACAGAGAGCUGAUGAGAAUAUCUCCAGCUUUCGGCUCAGGCUGCCCACACCAGAGCUAGAAAGGUCUCUGAACAUAAAAUCUAUCCUAGAAAGAAGGUCUUCCUUGAAAACAGCCCUCCUGCUUUUGGUUCUCACGGGGACUUCCAUGAUCAUUGGGGAUGGUAUUUUCACUCCGUCAAUAUCCGGUAUUCCUUCACCUUUCCUCCUUGUCCUCUCUUUCUCUCUCUCUCUCUCUCUCUCUCUCCCUUCUCAGGGUUCUUCUUCCUCGUGGUGCUUGUUCUUGCUAGAAUCCUCAUUGAUUAUUUUCCCAAUGCAGUAAUGUCCGCCGUCAGUGGCCUGCAGGGUGCAGUUCCUGGGUUCUCGACAAGUAAGUAAAGCUCUCACCCAAUCCUUCCGGCACCUCUCAGCAUUCCCAAUCCCACUGAUUGCUCAAUGAAUCAUUUAUAGAUUUCCAUCCCGUUCUUUGCAACUUCAGAUGAAUAGUCUCUCUCAUCCAGUGCCCCUAGCCGCCCCCCAUGCACCUCAAUUUCCCAUAUCUCUGCAAAAUAUGUGAUGGGGUGUAAAUUGUUUCCCGUUUCAAAAAAAAUUCCGUUUAUUUCCUUCAAAAUGACCGCUGGAUAUUCCAUCCCCAGAUGCUCUUGUCCUGGUCUCUAUCAUAAUUCUUGUGGGAUUAUUCAGCAUCCAGAGGUUCGGAACCAGCAAAGUUGGCUUCAUGUUCGCUCCACUCCUGGCUCUCUGGUUCCUCAGCUUGGGUUCCAUUGGCGCAUACAAUUUGGUAAAAUAUGAUAUCCACGUUCUCAAGGCAUUCAACCCCGCUUACAUCUACCUCUUCUUCAAGAAAAACAGUAGGAAGGCGUGGUCCGCCCUUGGCGGCUGCGUCCUCUGCAUCACAGGUACCAUUCAUGACAUGCAUGAAACUCGCCUAUUUUUAGAAAAAUAUCCCAGAACGAGUAACAAUGGAUAUAUGGUUUCAGGGGCCGAGGCGAUGUUUGCUGAUCUUGGCCAUUUCUCGGUGACAUCCAUACAGGUGAUUCUCUUAGCUCCCUCCAUUCUCGUCCUACGAUGUGUCUAGCGAGAGGCACUAAAAAUGACUCCUUUAUGAGGUUUGACUUCGCUUUCCCGGCAGAUUGGCUUCACCUGCGUAGUUUUUCCAUGCCUUCUUCUGGCAUAUAUGGGUCAAGCGGCAUAUUUGACGAAAAACCCAAAUUCAGGAGAGAGAAUUUUCUAUGAUUCUGUCCCAGGUGAACCCAAAGUUUUCCAGAAAGCUUAAUCAUAUUUUUGUAAUGAUCCGAAGGAUAGAUAUGUUUCCAAUUGUCAAUUUUUUUGAUGGCUCAUAUGGAAAUUUUGAUGGGCAGAGGUCCUCUUCUGGCCAGUGUUCGUGGUGGCCACUCUGGCAGCCAUGGUGGCCAGCCAGGCCAUGAUAUCUGCGACAUUCUCCUGCGUGAAGCAGGCCAUGGCGCUCGGCUGCUUCCCAAGGCUUAACGUAGUCCAUACCUCUCGGAGGCUGGUGGGCCAGGUGUAUAUACCAGUAAUAAACUGGUUUCUGAUGAUUAUGUGCAUAGUUGUCGUGGCCGCCUUUGGUGGGACCAUCGAUAUCGCUAAUGCAUAUGGUAAGCUGGAUUCCUCCAUCGCUGCUUUUGUUUUUUCUGUUUUUUCCAAUGUUCUUUGUCUGUGUUCAUGGGUACCAAUGGGUUUGGUGAUGUGAGACCCAGAGUAUGUCUGGCCUGAUGAUCAGCUUCUUAUUCUACCCUCUCUCUCUCUGUCUCUCUCUCUCUCUCUCUCUCUCUGCACCUCUGGUUUCCAAAGACCUCACCUUUCUUCUUGCCCCCUGAUUCUUAACCCCCCUGCAAGCAUGCCCUGUAGUUCUCUUCGAAUGGAUUGGCAGAGAAAGUAGGGUGUGGUGUGUCUUCGGUCUUCAUCUGCAAGAAAAAACGUUUCCAAAUUUAUUGGAGAAGCUCCAACACCGCUUACCCUGCUCCGAUUUCUAAUCCCAGGUGUUGCAGAGGUGGGCGUGAUGCUGAUCACCACCAUCCUCGUGACCCUGGUCAUGCUUCUGAUAUGGCAGACCAGCCGGCUCCCCCUCAUCUGCUUCCCCGCCAUCUUCGGCACCGUGGAACUGAUCUACCUCACGGCGGCGCUGACCAAGGUGGCGGAGGGAGGGUGGCUCCCGCUCGCCGUCGCCGCCAUCUUCCUGGGCAUCAUGUACUCCUGGAGCUACGGGAGCGCCCUCAGGUACGGGACCGAGGUGAGGGAGAAGAUCACCAUGGAAGCCAUGCUCGGGCUCGGUCCUUCUCUGGGCACCGUCAGAGUCCCCGGCAUCGGCCUGCUCUACAGCGAGCUUGUCCAGGGGGUCCCGCCGGCGCUGGGAAGGUUCCUGUGCGGCCUGCCGGCCAUCCACUCCACCGUCAUCUUUGUCUGCAUCAAGUGCGUUCCCGUCCCGGCCGUCCCGCCGGAGGAGCGCUUCCUCUUCCGGCGAGUCUGCCCGCCGGCGUACCACCUCUUCCGCUGCGUCGCCCGCUACGGCUACAACGACGGCAGCAGCGGUGGCGGCGGCGGGGAGGAGGAGGAGGGCCACCGGGGCUUCGAGCGGCUGCUGGUGGAGAGCUUGGAGACGUUCCUGCGGCGGGAGGCGGAGGAGGCGGCGCUGGAGCUGAGCAUCUCCGGCGACCCAUCUGGCCAAAGAGCGGCGGGGCCACCGGAGAUGGUCGCCGGGCUGGAAGAGGAGCUGGGGGCGCUGAGGGAGGCGACGGAGUCUGGGUUCACCUACCUUCUCGCUCAUGGCGAGGUGAGGGCGAGGAACCAGGCCUGGUUCCUAAAGAAGCUCGCCGUGAACUACGUCUACGCGUUCUUGAGGAGGAACUGCAUGGCGGGGGCGCCGAAUCUGAGCGCUCCCCGGGUGAACACGAUCCGAGUGAGGAUGACCUACAUGGUUUGA